Messenger RNA from Lentinula edodes (shiitake mushroom), 1441 nucleotides. RefSeq names its product tRNA methyl transferase-domain-containing protein. The transcript has 12 exons. The record is from RefSeq and is a predicted model, not a curated record. Gene Ontology annotation, biological process: tRNA wobble position uridine thiolation. Bases 56 to 1264 code for a protein of 402 amino acids. NCBI's taxonomy places the organism in Eukaryota, Fungi, Basidiomycota, Agaricomycetes, Agaricales, Omphalotaceae. Gene Ontology annotation, molecular function: sulfurtransferase activity. Gene Ontology annotation, cellular component: mitochondrion.
GUUUCGGCCCAGUUUACGACCUAAGCAUUUUCUUCACUGAUCACGUUCAGCCUUCAUGGCGGCUGCUCGACUCUGUUCUCGGGUAGCUUCCAAGAGAUACUAUUCACGCACCUUGUCUACUCAUGCCUAUCGUGAGCCCAUGCCAGGUGACAAAGUUGACUACGACUUGUCUGCAAUUUUCAUGCGCAACUGGGAUACCAGAGCUGACUCUGGGACAGACAAAGGUUGCGAAUGGGAGAAAGACUGGGACAACGUUCAACGCGUUUGCAAGUCACUCGGAAUCCCAUGCACCAUGAAUGAUCUUUUGCGGGAAAACUGGAACAGAAUAUUUCAACCAGCUUUGGAUGUUUGGGAAAGUGGGUCUAUGCCGAAUCCCGAUGUUUGGUGUAACAGAGAAAUUAAAUUCGGGGCUCUUUUGGAACGAUUGCGCGUCGAUCCAAUCACAGGAAUAUCAUGGUUUGCUACAGGACACUACGCAAGGAAACACCAAACAAAAGAUCAGUCUUACUAUUUGUCGUCAAUAUCUGAGCAAGGCCUUGCACGAUCGCUUUUCCCUCUGAGCGAAAUAACCAAAGUCGAUUAUCGAUUAGAAACAGCAGAGAAGCCGGAAAGUAUGGGUCUAUGCUUUGUUGGCGAGAGCGGAAAUUUUAGUCAAUUUUUAAAUUCUUACCUCAGACCCAAUCCCGGUCCGAUAAUUGACUCUACGAUGCAAAAGGUGAUCGGACAUCAUGAAGGCCUUUGGACAUACACAAUUGGAGAAAACGCCAAGGUAGCAGGACAACCCUCCAAAAUGUUUGUUUCGCACAAGGACCCUAUCAAGAAUGCCAUCUAUGUCGUUCCGAGUAGUAAUCACCAAGCCUUGCGCGAACAACGAAUUUGGAAUGAUUCCCCUCCUGCCAUCAUUUUCGAACCAGCAGGUUUCCGUGCGGCGGUCAAAGUGCGCCAUCGUCAGGAUGUUCAGUCAUGUAUAGCUAAGACUGCCCAUGAUGGAAAGCUUGAGAUCAUAACCAACGAGCCUAUGCGCGGGGUAUCGCCAGGUCAAGUUGCUGCUCUGUGGGACGGAGAUUGGUGUCUCAGAUGCGGUGUAAUCACUGCUACAGGCAAUUCCCUGCUACAUAUUGUUGAUGGACGAUUCAGGCCUUCUCAUGUUGCGAAACAAGUUGACCAACUUCAGAAAAAGAGGACUACAAAAUCUACAGGUGAAGGUCCGCCUGAACGAAGUCAACUCCAAAAACCAUCGCCAGGAUCGAAAAUUCCAACAUGAAGCCCCACUCGGCAAAUUGAAAAAACUGGCGAAGGAAACGAAACACUGGGAUUGGUGAUAAGUCUUGCCAUUUCUGCUGAUACCUUCAAUUUGUGCAUGUCUUCGAUCCAGGAAUUAUUUGUAUCACUUUAAGAACAACAAAAAUGUAUCCGCCAUGAAAUCCACUUUGAUCAACCA